Messenger RNA from Hipposideros armiger (great roundleaf bat), 1681 nucleotides. RefSeq names its product cytochrome P450 family 4 subfamily B member 1 (gene CYP4B1). The record is from RefSeq and is a predicted model, not a curated record. Gene Ontology annotation, molecular function: iron ion binding; monooxygenase activity; heme binding. The transcript has 9 exons. The coding region runs from base 53 to 1273 and encodes 406 amino acids. NCBI's taxonomy places the organism in Eukaryota, Metazoa, Chordata, Mammalia, Chiroptera, Hipposideridae.
CAGCAUAAAGCAAACUAGAGGCAACAGGAGGUAGGAGCAUAUCUCUCCAGCCAUGGCGUCUGUCUUGUUUUCCCUGAGCCUCUCCCGCCUGGGCCUGUGGGCUUCUGGACUGAUCUUGGUUUUAGGCUUUCUCAAGUUUGCUUUUCUGCUGGUGCGGAGGCAGUCACUGGCCAGGGCUAUGGACAACUUCCCAAGGCCACCUGCCUAUCGGCUCUUCGGGCAUGCCCUAGAGAUGCGGCAGACAGGGAGCCUGGACAAGGUGGUGUCCUGGGCCCACCAGUUUCCUUGUGCCCACCAACUCUGGUUCGGACCGUUUCUUGGCUUCCUGAACAUCUACGAUCCGGACUAUGCCAAAGCUGUGUACAGCCGAGGGGACCCCAAGGCCCCAGAUGUGUAUGACUACUUCCUGCAGUGGAUUGGGAAAGGCCUGCUGGUUCUCCAGGGGCCCAAGUGGUUCCAGCACCGCAAGCUGCUGACACCUGGCUUCCAUUAUGAUGUGCUGAAGCCGUAUGUGACCGUGUUUGCCGACUCCACAUGUGCCAUGCUGGUGAGAUCCCUGUGUCAAGCUCCUGGAGGCUGUGGCUGCUGUCCACCCCCCACCCACCCCAAUUUUCCCAGGGGGAAGGCACUGAGGAGCAUCACUGAGGCCCUGAGGGACAGUAGCUACUACCUGGCAGUCCAGGAUCUCACUCUGCUGAUGCAGCAGCGCCUCCAGUCCAUCCUGUACCAUAACGACUUCAUCUACUGGCUCACCCCUCAUGGCCGCCGCUUCCUGCGAGCCUGCCAGGUGGCCCAUGAGCACACAGACCAGGUCAUCAGGGAACGUAAAGGAGCUCUGCAGGACAAGAAAGAGCAGGAGAAGAUCCAGAAACGGAGGCACCUGGACUUCCUGGACAUUCUCUUGGGGGCUCGGGUGAGUGUGCGGUUAUCCACCUCCACCAAAUACGACCUGUUCCUUCACUUUUAUGUAUUGAGCAUGGUCAUGAACUCUCUGUCACUGGCAGUGCUGAGGCAGGAGCUGGUGCCCAGUUUGGAGGAUACUAGGGAAUUCUGGCUCUGUGAGGAGGUGGGCCUGGCAGUCCCAGGGGCACCCAGUAACCCAGCUUCUGCUCUGCCCACAGGCAGCCUGAUCUCUCUGCACAUCUAUGCCCUGCAUAGGAACAGCUCAGUGUGGCCCGACGCUGAGGUCUUCGACCCUCUACGUUUUUCCCCUGAGAAUGUGACUGGACGCCACCCCUUUGCCUUCAUGCCCUUCUCUGCUGGGCCCAGGUAAGGAGAGGCCCAACAUCUGCAGGCCCUCAAGGCAGGGGAGGUGAGGGUGGAGGAUGACCUGGGCCAGGCAUCAUUUUGAAGAACUCUGUGUUGAAGGUAUGUGCUGGGUUUGUGGUGAUCCUAAUGCAGGGUAGAUUCCAGGGACCUUCAUUUGGCCAUUAGCGUAUUCACAUCCCUGGCAGGUGAGGUGGGUGAGUCAUACCCGUAGAGGACGACCGUCUCACCCCCACCCCCCGUAAGACAGAACCACCAAUGGGAAUAUAGUCAGUCUGGGACCCUACCAUGCUACCAAGGUAUAUUUCUUAAGCCCAGGUUGAUCAACGAAUCAGCCAAUUAUUCAUCCAAACCUUACUAUUAAUUUCCAUUGUCCACUGAGAGCACUGGAUUCCAUCCCUCCGCACACCCCAUA